AAUAAGAGAAGAGAGUCUCAAAUAAAUCUGAACACAAUCAGUCAAAGGACAUGCAUUUGAAACACAUGUUAAUAACAGGACCAUUUCUCUUUUUAUCUUUUCCAGUCAAGUCAGAUCUCAGGAUAAUAGUGGUUGGUAAAACUGGAGCUGGAAAGAGUGCAUCAGGAAACACCAUCCUGGGAGAAAAGGUGUUUGAAGAAAAACUUUCUUCUGAAUCUGUGACUAAUACAUGCCAGAAACAUCAGAGGAAGGUUGAAGGUGGAAGCAUCUCAGUGAUUGACACUCCAGGAAUGUUUGGUACAAAAAUCAAUGAAGCACAGCUGAAGGAUGAGAUUGAGAAAUGUGUCGAAAUAUCUGUUCCUGGUCCUCAUGCAUUUCUGCUGGUUAUCAGACUGGACAUGAGAUUCACAGACGAGGAGAAUAAAACAAUGAAAUGGAUUCAGGAGAACUUUGGAGAAAAAGCUGCUAAUUACUCCAUCAUUCUGUUCACUAGAGGAGAUCAGAUAGAUAAACCUAUAGAGGAGUUUAUGAAUGAAAGCAGGGAGGUUAAAGAGCUUGUUAAACAGUGUAAAUCCAGGUAUCAUGUUUUCAAUAACAAAGAUAAAAAUCCAUCACAGGUUUAUGAACUGCUGGAUAAGAUAGAAACAAUGGUUAUGGAGAAUGGACAUUAUACAUAUAAGAUGUACAAGGAAAAACCGGAUAGAAACAGACAGAAAAAAAUGAAGAUGGAAGCUCCGGAGAGGUCGGAAGAAGAUGAAAACAUGCACGAGGGAGCUGCAGAGAAGUCUGAAAAAGAUGAAAACGUGCCCGAGGGAGCUUCGGAGGAGUCGGAAAAAGAUGAAAACGUGCACGAGGGAGCUGAGGAGGAGUCAGAAAAAGAUGAAAACAUGCCCGAGGGAGCUGCGGAGAAAUCAGAAAAAGGUGAAAACGUGCAUGAAGGAGCUGAGGAGAAGUCGGAAAAAGAUGAAAACGUGCACAAGGGAGCUGAGGAGAAGUCAGAAAAAGAUGAAAACGUGCCCGAGGGAGCUGCGGAGAAAUCGGAAAAAGAUGAAAACGUGCACGAGGGAGCUGCGGAGAAGUCAGAAAAAGAUGAAAACAUGCCCGAGGGAGCAGCGGAGAAAUCGGAAAAAGAUGAAAACGUGCACGAAGGAGCUGAGGAGAAGUCGGAAAAAGAUGAAAACGUGCACGAGGGAGCUGCGGAGAAAUCGGAAAAAGAUGAAAACGUGCACAAGGGAGCUGAGGAGAAGUCAGAAAAAGAUGAAAACGUGCCCGAGGGAGCUGCGGAGAAAUCGGAAAAAGAUGAAAACGUGCACGAGGGAGCUGCGGAGAAGUCAGAAAAAGAUGAAAAUGUGCCCAAGGGAGCAGCGGAGAAAUCGGAAAAAGAUGAAAACGUGCACGAAGGAGCUGAGGAGAAGUCGGAAAAAGAUGAAAACGUGCACGAGGGAGCUGCGGAGAAAUCGGAAAAAGAUGAAAACGUGCACAAGGGAGCUGAGGAGAAGUCAGAAAAAGAUGAAAACGUGCCCGAGGGAGCUGCGGAGAAAUCGGAAAAAGAUGAAAACGUGCACGAGGGAGCUGCGGAGAAGUCAGAAAAAGAUGAAAACGUGCACGAGGGAGCUGCGGAGAAAUCGGAAAAAGAUGAAAACGUGCACGAGGGAGCUGCGGAGAAGUCAGAAAAAGAUGAAAACGUGCCCGAGGGAGCUGCGGAGAAAUCGGAAAAAGAUGAAAACGUGCACGAGGGAGCUGCGGAGAAGUCGGAAAAAGAUGAAAACGUGCACGAGGGAGCUUUGGAUAAAUCGGAAAAAGGUGAAAACGUGCACGAGGGAGCUGCAGAGAAAUCGGAAAAAGAUGAAAACGUGCACGAGGGAGCUGCAGAGAAAUCGGAAAAAGGUGAAAACGUGCACGAGGGAGCUGCGGAGAAAUCAGAAAAAGGUGAAAACGUGCACGAGGGAGCAGCGGAGAAAUCGGAAAAAGAUGAAAACGUGCACGAGGGAGCUGAGGAGAAAUCGGAAAAAGAUGAAAACGUGCACGAGGGAGCUGCGGAGAAGUCAGAAAAAGAUGAAAACGUGCCCGAGGGAGCUGCGGAGAAAUCGGAAAAAGAUGAAAACGUGCACGAGGGAGCUGCGGAGAAGUCGGAAAAAGAUGAAAACGUGCACGAGGGAGCUGCGGAGAAGUCAGAAAAAGAUGAAAACGUGCCCGAGGGAGCUGCGGAGAAAUCGGAAAAAGAUGAAAACGUGCACGAGGGAGCUGCGGAGAAGUCGGAAAAAGAUGAAAACGUGCACGAGGGAGCUGCGGAUAAAUCGGAAAAAGGUGAAAACGUGCACGAGGGAGCUGCGGAGAAAUCAGAAAAAGGUGAAAACGUGCACGAGGGAGCAGCGGAGAAAUCGGAAAAAGAUGAAAACGUGCACGAGGGAGCUGAGGAGAAAUCGGAAAAAGAUGAAAACGUGCACGAGGGAGCUGCGGAGAAGUCAGAAAAAGAUGAAAACGUGCACGAGGGAGCUGAGGAGAAGUCAGAAAAAGAUGAAAACGUGCACGAGGGAGCUGCGGAGAAGUCAGAAAAAGAUGAAAACGUGCACGAGGGAGCUGAGGAGAAGUCGGAAAAAGAUGAAAACGUGCACGAGGGAGCUGAGGAGAAGUCGGAAAAAGAUGAAAACGUGCCCGAGGGAGCUGCGGAGAAGUCGGAAAAAGAUGAAAACGUGCCCGAGGGAGCUGAGGAGAAGUCGGAAAAAGAUGAAAACGUGCCCGAGGGAGCUAAGGAGCAUGUUUUUAAACAUGUUAUUUUUAGUAGCAGUAGUAGUAGCAUAGUAGUAGCAGUAGUAGUAGCAGUAUAG
Molecule: messenger RNA, 2828 nt
Organism: Megalobrama amblycephala (Wuchang bream)
Lineage: Eukaryota; Metazoa; Chordata; Actinopteri; Cypriniformes; Xenocyprididae
Product: midasin-like
Exons: 1
Coding region: 51-2828 (925 amino acids)
Molecular function (GO): GTP binding
Source: RefSeq, a predicted model, not a curated record